AUGAUCUAUAUCAAGGCCCUGCUACCUCUCGCCCUUGUUGGCCUUGCGACAGCCCGGAACUGCACCAACAUCAUCAUCGAAACCCCCAUCGUCUCCCGGCAAGGAAAGUUUCGAGAGGUCCCACUUGAGAGCAAUGUGGAUGUCGGCGAAUUUGCAACUCGGCUCGCCAAGUUCCAGAGCAACUAUAGUGCAGAGUUGCUCGAGGGAUACCAGACUUUGAAAAAGACUUUCAACAUAUCUGCUCAAUACUGCGAGCCCGAUGGCGGAAGCAGUGAUACCAUCCAGUUAUUGACUCACGGCAUUGGUUUCGACAAGACAUACUGGGACCUGGAGUACGACAACUACAACUACAGUUAUGUCAACGUUGCUCUAGACGCAGGAUACAGCACACUCGCCAUUGACCGUCUCGGCAUCGGAAAUUCGUCGCAUGGAGACCCCUUCAACGAAAUCCAAGCCCAAGCCUCACUCGAAGCCCUCAACUCCCUCACCCUCCAACUCCGCAAUGGCACAAUCUGUGCCAUCGGCCGCCCCUUCAAAAAAGUCAUCCACGUCGGCCACUCCUUCGGCUCCGUCCUCUCCUACUGGCUCUCCGCCAAAUACCCCUCAAACACCGACGGCCUCAUCCUCACCGGCUUCUCCGUCUCGUCCCAAUUCCUCCCUUACAUCAUCGCCGGCUGGAACCUACACAGCGCACGCCUCAACCAGCCCUUCCGCUUCGGCAACGCUUCCAACACCGGUAUCCGGAAACUCGCAACGCAGUAUUCUCUCCUUUCAAACCUCGCCUCGGGCUUCCAGAAAAUACUCAGGUUCGCGGGUGUGAAUCUCGCGGCCAACGACGUCUGGAACAUCUUAUCGACAACCGAACUCUCUGAUUUUAUAACCGGGUAUAAUAAGUCGGAAGUGCACUCUUUGAAUUACCCAUCAGGGUACAUGACGCAUUCCAGCCUCACAGCCCUCCAAUACGCCUUCCUCCAACCAUCCAACUACGACAUCAACCUCGCACUGCACGGCGAAGCAACGAAACAAGCCGUGACGGCCGGCGAGCUACUCACCAUCGGUAGCGGACCCGCCUCAUCCUCUUUUACGGGCCCAGUCCUCGUUAUCACAGGGGAAACGGAUGUACCGUUUUGCGGCGGAAAUUGCUACGGCAAGAUUCCCGGCAUGCAGUUUGAGAAUAUGAUUCAGGCGGUUGAUUUGGUGUUUCCGGGAAAAAAGGAGGGGGUAAUGGCAUAUGUGCAGCCGGAGACGGGGCAUGGACUUAAUUUUCAUUAUAAUGCUACGGGGGGGUAUGGGGUUAUGCAAGAAUUUUUGGCCAGUAAUGGGUUGGCUGCUUGA
Molecule: messenger RNA, 1335 nt
Organism: Bipolaris victoriae FI3
Lineage: Eukaryota; Fungi; Ascomycota; Dothideomycetes; Pleosporales; Pleosporaceae
Exons: 2
Coding region: 1-1335 (444 amino acids)
Source: RefSeq, a predicted model, not a curated record